AGCGGCGCAAACGUUCUCCCGUUUCACUGAGACGCUGUGUUUGUCCUUCCAGGGAUUCCGUAGCUGCUUAAUACCGAUGUACAAACAUGGCGGACAUCGAGCGAAGUUUAGGCGAUGGUUCGGGAUAUUGUGAGAGAAAUUUCCAGUUUUAGUUGUUUUUCUGUAAACGACAGCGACCAAUGGCUCGUACACCUGCUGGCGUAUUUCUUUUAGCUUGAUUUAAUCGAUGUUGCUCUCGUCGUGAACAGAAGCAACACAUUCUGUCAACUUUCUGAUGCCGGUAAACGCACUGGAAUCUGCUCGACUAAAUCAGACUGACAGCACAUUAAAACUCUUCACCUCAUGUAUUUACCCUUAAUUAAUAACUUUCGACGAGUUUAUCGUUUGCACACCUACUUCACGCCUUCGUUAUGAUGACCUUGAGUUGAACAGUUCGUUUCAAUCAGCAGUAACAGGUGGAUAUACACAACCUACUGUUUCAUUGUAGAUGUUACUCUAACGCUUGCACUAAAAUGUCUCGUCGAACGGCUUAGUUUUGGAUGCACCUCAAACCCACCAUACAACUCGCCCUUCUGGCAUCUUUUUUGCUGAAUAGUUAUGUGGCGAAUAAUUGUUCCUGGUGUGACGUAUAAAUUACGCCACUCGUGACGUUGAUUCCGCAAGUUUUUCUACUGUUGUGCGAGAUUUAACCACGCGAAGAUGUGCAAGCUGCUCAAGUAUUGCUUCAGUCACUUCCUUUACGCUGCGAUGACCCGGCUGGACGAAGCCAACAAAGGGGUCAACAUGUGGUCGUCCAUUCGGUACCUCGGUUACCUGUCCAGCCUGAACUCCCUGGUGGCCAUUUGCCUGGGAAUUUACGUACAAUGGGAGAAAACGGCAGACACUAUCAUCUUGGUCAUUUUCAUUUUGGGCCUCUUCGUUCUGGGGAUUGCCUGCAUUCUCCACUAUUACUUCGGCAUGGAGAGCGUCAGCCUGUUUCUGCUGCAUCUGUGGUUUGGUUUCCUUCUGGGUUUGCUGUGCUUCAUCAACGUCCCGUCCAAAGAGCUCGAUGUUAAGGAGCAGGUGGCCAACUAUAUGUUAAUAGCGAGCAUUGUGAUAAGAACCCUGUGGGCUUUGGUUGGAAGAAUGUGCGGUUAUACCCGACACCAACCCGCUUUCCUCACCUCGAGGGAAGCUUUGGAGCUCACAGGCUUCGCUGUGGCCAGCACAACCUUGGUCAGCCAAAACUCUGUAAGCCUUGCGGUCCUGUCACUGGCUUUGGCGGCUGUAAUUGUGAAUUUGCGCAUGAAGUCCCUCUUCGCGAUCCCAAACCUGGUCUGCUUCUCAGCUGUGGCUGCGUUCUUCUUCCAGGAGUCUUUGGGAGUGUCCACCAACCCCUUCGCCUUGUCUUGCUUCUUCAGCCGCCUCGUCUGCGACCCAUUACUGGACGUCUACUUCAGCGGACUUUCCGUCACCGAGCGCUGGUCGCCGCUGCUGCUGAGAAGAGGCCUGUGGAGACGCUUGACGCUUCUUCCUCUGGUUGUCAUGGAGGUGAUGUUUUCGGUUGUGGCCGCUCUGAAGAUGAGAGAUCUGGAUCGGUGGUAUCUGCUCAUUCCGGGUCUUUCGGCAUCUGCUGUUUUCUGGAUCAUCUGCCACCUGGUUUUUCUCGUCACGUUGUGGGGUUUUCACAGCAAGCUGAGUGAUUGUCAGAGGAUGUGUGUGGUGCACACGUCAGAGGCUGGAGAGCUGGACAGGGUCAUGGCGUCUAAGGGGAUGAGGCACUUCUGUCUCAUAUCCAAACGCCUGGUGCUCUUCAGCCUGAUGUCCACCAUCAUACUCUGGGCUCUGGGUUGGCAGCCGUCCAACAGCCUGUUUAUUGCGUUGUUUGUGCUGGUGCUGCCUCUGGAGUCACUAGCCCACGGUCUCUUCCAUGAGCUGGGAAGCAGUCUCGGAGGAACCUGUGUGGGCUACGCUGUGGUGAUUCCCACCAACUACUGCAGUCCAGAUGGGCAGCCCACCCUGCUCCCCCCAGCGCACGUGCAGGAGCUCAACUUGCGUUCCACGGGGAUGCUUAACAACGUGCAGCGCUUCUUCUCUCAUCACAUGAUCGAGACCUACGGUUGUGAUUACUCCACGAGCGGCUUGAGCCUGGAAGCCCUGCAGGCCAAGCUCCGCAUUUUCAUGGAGGCGCACACGGCUGACGGCCCACGGCACGACACCUACGUGCUGUAUUACAGCGGACACACCCACCGCAGCGGAGAGUGGGCUCUAGCAGGUGGAGACGUUUUACGUCUAGAUGAGAUUGUGCAGCUUUGGAGAGAAAAGAACAGCGGAUUCUGUUCCCGUCUCAUCAUCAUUCUCGACACAGACAACUCACUCCCCUGGGUGAAGGAGGUGCAGAAAAUCGAGGGACUCUAUGUAGCGGUUCAGGGAGCAGUGCUCUCUAGCCCCACAGACCCGGAGGUCCAGGACGCGCCUCAGCUCGGGGACUUCACCUGUCAGUGGGUUGAUUUUAACUGCAAUCCAGACAGCAUAGUUCGGUGGUCUGAGCGUGAGCGGCCCAUCAGAGCAGCCUACGGCAUCUCCAGACACUGGAGCGACUACAAGCUUCACCUGCCCACCGAAAGCGACGUCACCAGGCACUGGAGACUCUACUUCCCCCGUCUGACUUACCCCGUGGUGCAGCUCGCACACUGGUGCGGGGGGUUGAACCUCUUCUGGGUUUGCGGAUACUGCUUUCGGCUGCUCCGAAGGAUCAAACUCACGUGGUUCCCGCCGGCGGUGCUGGAUACGGGCCAAGGCUUUAAACUGGUUAAAUCGUAGAAGAGGACCUAAAGCGUGGCGAUACUGUAAGCUGUAACUGGACAUGGUUAGGUGAUGUUCACCUACGGCAGCUUUAGGUUGUACUGACCAGCGCAGCAAUUUAUAAAAUCUCAGGUGUGAAAACACUCCAUUUGUGUGUUUGUGAUUGAAAAAAUAGCGAAAAAUCGGCCAACUUACAAGAAUUUCAUAUUCAUUACUCAGCAAGGGAAAAUAUCGUGAAACCAAUCAACAUUUCUGGGUCUUAGAUCACAUAUAAAACAAAAGAUAGAUGAACAUAAGAUAUUUUAUUUUGCAUAAUGAAAUUACUAUUUUUUUUUUUUUUAUGAAAAACAUUACAAUAAUCACCCCCCCAUUACUGCAGUGUGAUUUAGUCAUUUUCUACUCUUGCAUUAUAGAUUAUUCAACAAAAACUGUUACUACAGUUAAAAAAAAACCCCAAAAUGCAAAUGUUUGUUGAUUUUAAAAUUUUAAAUUAAAAAUAUAUUUCUUUAAAAAUAAAUAUUACAGUAAAAAUAUCCCUGUGAUUAAAUAAUAAAAUGUCAUUACCAUAGUGCGACUGUUUUUUUUUUUUUUUUAAUUGUAAUUAUUUUCUAAAAUUACUCAACAUACAUGAAAAUGAUGAACAACAACAAAAUAAAUGCAAAUUUCUACGCAUAACUGUCAUGAAAACAUGACACUAAAAUAGGUUUUUAAGUAUUUAUGCAACAUAAUUUUUUUUUUUUUUUUUAAGAUUCUCAUACAAUAUGUUACUGAUGGUCCUAACAGCAUUGCACCCACUAACCAGUUCAGCUGUUACAGCUUUAACGUCCUGUAUUUUUAAAAAAAAGUCCAAUUGCCAUUUUAACACUUAUCAUUCUAAACAUUUUUUUUCCCAUGACUUUUGUAAACUCUCAGUUCUAAUGUAUCAGCACUAAACUGUUGCACGAAGCACAGCGUAAAACCCAUUUCAAGCUCAGCCAUUUUGCGGUGCCUCUUCUUAACUGCACUAGACAAAGCACAGCCUUGCAUCUGGUAUCUAUACAAGGGAUGUAGUGUCCUUUAAACACUAUAACCCACACAUUCAGAUCUGUCCAGUGGAGUAGUGUAUUUAUGUAUUUUGUGUUAUUUGUUUAUACAGAAAAAGAUUUUCUACUGCCCUUUAUAAACUGAUAAAUUCAUACUGUUUUGUAUAGUUUGGUUGUUCUCGAUUAGUUAAGCAUAUUUGACUAAUAGUGUGUGUUGCUAGCACUUACAGCAGUUUAGGUUGAAUGUUUAUAUUAGAUGUGUUACGUGUCCUGAAGUGCCUUCGGUAAGACUAGUCCUCACCAAAAUACACGAGGAUUUACUCCUAGUUAAAUAUGCAAUAUUUAUUGAUUGACAUAAGACAUGUAUGAAAAGGUCUAAGGCUUUGUGCUUUUUACUUUAAAGGAACCAGUGAAUGGCUUCAACAAAGAAUGAACGAAGCGCUGGGAUGAUUUCAAUGAUUGUGUUUGAAAUCAGACAUGAGAAUGAAUUUGAUAUUUUGAUAAUAAAAGAGUGUCUCUUCUA
Molecule: messenger RNA, 4329 nt
Organism: Puntigrus tetrazona (Sumatra barb)
Lineage: Eukaryota; Metazoa; Chordata; Actinopteri; Cypriniformes; Cyprinidae
Gene: tmem168b
Product: transmembrane protein 168b
Exons: 4
Coding region: 700-2802 (700 amino acids)
Source: RefSeq, a predicted model, not a curated record